This is a messenger RNA of Stereum hirsutum FP-91666 SS1, 477 nucleotides long. RefSeq lists its product as uncharacterized. NCBI's taxonomy places the organism in Eukaryota, Fungi, Basidiomycota, Agaricomycetes, Russulales, Stereaceae. The coding region runs from base 1 to 477 and encodes 158 amino acids. The transcript is spliced from 2 exons. The record is from RefSeq and is a predicted model, not a curated record.
AUGUAUCCUUACACGGUUCAUCUGUCCUCGAUUCUCCAUCUAGCGAACAUACUUCCACCUCCACACGACCUCAGCCUCGCCAUCGUCAAACUCCUCUCACACAAGACCUACCGGUUCUAUCAAUCCCAGAUCGCGACCCUGUCCUUGUUUCCAAGUUUGCAUCUCAAGUUUCUUCCCCCGGCAUGGAAUGCGCCGACGCCGCCCACGCCAGGAAAGGAGGUGACGGAUGAAGAAGGGAAGGAGAAGAAGGAGUGGAAGAGGAGGAUCAAGAUGUAUCUGGGCCCAGCCGUCGAAGCCUUCGGUUUCCAACGUAUCAUCUUCGGCUCGGCUCCCUCUACGUCUUCUUCCUCAUCUUCGAACGCGGCAGAUUGGUACGAGAUCGCGAGGGAGUCGUUCGCGGAGUUAGGUGUAGAACAGGUAGAUGUGGAUAAUGUGUUUGGAGGGAAUGCGGUCAGGGUUUACGGGAAGGAGAGUUAG